UGAACCCUCCUCCCUCUUCAGUCUGGCUGAAUGUGAGUCUGCUGACUGGCUUCAGGCUUCAAACCAAAUCCGGCCGGAGAUAUUUACCGAGUAACGCUCGGAAAGGUGGAAAACUGCUAACCUUACGUCACCUAUUACCAUCUGAAGAACAGCCGAGACUGGUGUAGUUUAUUAUAAUUACUAUUUUUUGUUUUUAAAAGAAGGGCGGUCGCUUAGAAACCCCGCCGAAUGAACCCGAGGCGGCGGCGGAAGCAGCAGCAGAAGCCGACGUGGAGGAGGCGCAGCUCCGGACAUAAACACUCCUGGUUUUAAAGUUUUCUUUAGAACUUUCAGAGAAAAUGACUCAGGAUUACGGAGCGCGGACUAUACAGCUCGAGUGGCCUUGAACAACUCUGGACUGUGUACUUUGUUUUUGUUUUAUAUAUAUAUUUUUUUGGGGGGCGGCGGAUAGUUUGGUCUUGAAUUCACACCCUUUUUGUGCCUUGUACCUGCGUUUGGCGGAAGAUGCUGUCCACGCUGAGCGAGUGGUUCUGGAAUGAGCGGCUGUGGUUUCCAGAGGGUUUGGGAUGGGCUGACCUAGAGAAUCACGAUGGUCUUUUCUACCCCAAAGGCUCUGACCUCUGGGUUACCCUUCCAAUAGCCCUGGCCUUCCUUAUCAUACGCCAGAUAUUUGAGAGGACAGUGGCACUUCGACUGGCCUCGGCGAUGGGAGUGACUGAGAAGGUGAGAGUGCGGGCGACACCCAAUCCAACGCUGGAGUCGUACUUCUGCACCACGAGUAAACAUCCAGCACAGAGUGUGGUGGAGAGUUUAAGUAAACAGACAGGGAAUUCCCAGCAGCAGGUGCAGAGGUGGUUCCGGAGACGGCGCAACCAGGAGCGACCCAAUCAGCUUAAGAAGUUCAGGGAAGCAAGUUGGAGAUUUACAUUCUACCUUCUUGCGUUCUUUGCUGGACUGGCUGUUCUCAUUGACAAACCCUGGUUCUUCAAAAUGGAGGAGGUGUGGAAUGGAUUCCCAACACUGAAUGUGCUGCCUUCUCAGUACUGGUAUUACAUGAUCGAGCUGGGUUUCUACAUGUCACUCCUCUUCAGUGUGGCAUCCGACGUGAAGAGAAAAGACUUUAAGGAGCAGAUUGUUCACCAUGUUGCCACCAUUAUUUUGAUCAGUUUCUCCUGGUGUGUGAACUACAUUCGAGCAGGAACUCUGAUCAUGCUAGUGCACGAUGCCGCAGAUUAUCUGCUUGAGUCGGCCAAAAUGUUUAACUACGCCGGCUGGAGAAAGACGUGUAACUACAUCUUCAUCAUCUUUGCUGUCGUCUUCUUCAUCACACGACUCGUGAUCUUACCGUUCUGGAUCAUGCACUGUACGUGGGUCUAUCCAGUGACCAUCUAUCGUCCCUUCUUUGGUUAUUACUUCUUCAACGGGCUUAUGAUGGUGCUUCAGUGCCUACACAUCUUCUGGUUUGCGCUCAUUCUGCGCAUGGCCAUCAAGUUCCUCCCAGGCAAUCACAUUGUGGAAGACGAGCGGAGCGACAGAGAAGAGACGGACGACUCUGAGGACGAGGACAAGGCGCAGGAGAGCGAGAGACGGCCCAAGACGAAAAAUGGACCGCUGCAGAAUGGCUACUCUGCCUCAAACAACAACCACCGCAAGAUGGAGUGAUGAGGGGAAAGAGGAUGAGCGGAGGUGUAGUUCUCCCAUGCCCUCUAUGAUACAUACACACACACACACACACACACACACACACACACACACAGACUAAUAUAUUGAGGCAGUGAUAGAAGCAGCUAGUUUGGAAAAUUGGUUUAAACAUAUUAUACAGUCACACGUUUUCAUUACAUUUGACCAAGUAUUCGGUUCACUCAAACACUAAUCACCAAAAACGAAUUAUGUUCCAGAUGAAAUCAUCAUAAAGGUCAACUUCAGUAAAUGCACUAAAUUCUGUGCGAUCUCGAGGCAUUGAAUCUUCCUUGACCCGCUUCGCGCAUGACCCUGCAUACUGCCUGGUGAAUGUGAAACCCUCACUCAUCUUUCUUUCUAGCCUUACUGCUGGUGUUUCUCAUCACACGUGAUCUCGGUGUGUAAAUACGUCUCGUGAAGAUUUGCUAAGCUUGAAGGGUACCAAUCUUUGGCUUUGUAUUUUGCAAGCAACUUUACAGAUUUUCCUGACAUCGAACUCUCGCUAAGUCUCCAAACACAUUCCUAGUGUAUGUAUGAACACACACACACACACACCUCUGCACUGUCGUCAGGCCUCCUGUGUACUGCCCCCAUUUCAGUUGCACUAUCGUAUCGUUUUGCUAUGCACUACCACUGCCUUAGAGAUUAUCUCCUAGAAUGUGUUGUUCAAGGACCACAAACUAACCGAUCGACAUCCCGCUUAAACACACCUGAUGAUACCGUUCUGUUAAGUCGCGCUGUUCUGUGCAGGACAACUGGCAAUCUCUUUACCCCCCAUCUCGCCCCAUCAUGAAGCUGAAUGUUCAAUUAUUCCUCGUUUGGUGCCUUGUUUCUCCAGCAUCGCGAUAUCUUCAUUGUCUCGCAUCGGAAUCUGUCGAAUCCAGCUUUAGCUGUUAUUGGCGAAUUCAGUACACGCACACGUCGUGAAACUCCUCUCAGUUAAAGAUGUGCUCCAAAUCAAUUCGUGACAUUUCAAUCUUCCUCAUGUUAUUUGAAUGUUCGUCUCGGUCUUUAUUUACAAGGAUUACUCGGAUUAAUAUGAUUUUACUGUAUGUUUGGGUUGUUUCUGAUUUUUUUUUAUGUUUGUUUUCAUUAUUUUACUAGAGGUCCACAUUUAUUCGUUAAGAUUCCAAGAAGUUCCAGGGUUUUGUUUUUUAUUUUAAAGAAAAACGCCACCACAGUUUCUUGGCGAGGACGCUUUCGUUGUUCAAUAUGUUGUGACGGAUUAUUCUACGUUUCGGUAAAUUGGAUUAAGAACAGUUUCUGCUCUGUAUGGAGUCAGCUGUUGGGGGAGGGGGACUUUUUAUUUCUGUUCAGCAUCCGGUUCACAAACAGGAAAAACAAAGAUGUUUUACCAAAUAAGGUCUUAGAAGGUAACGGUCUAGUCUAUCUACCUAUCCAAUGGUUUUCGUAUCAGUCGUAGUAUUAAUACGAUGAAGAGUCAGUAUUCAUCACUCGUCUGACUUCAGAUGCACUUUAUAAGACGUGGCGCGUAGAAAUAAAGCCAGAGUUAAACUGGAGAUUUGAAGUGCUUUUAUAGUCGAGUCGGUUUGUAAGCACUGCGCAUGUGUAAAACUCGUACAGUUCAACUAGGCUGAAAUAGACUCCGGAGGUUUAUGGGUUUCACAGUUAAACAUCUGUAAAGUCCUCCUGUAACGCUGUAAACUGUCUCAGAGCUCAACGGCUCACAAACCCACUGAACUCUACAUUAUAAUCCAGUGUUGGAAGUAAAAGAUUAGAAAAUAAACGAGACUAGGAAUAAGAUUAUACGUAAGGUUUACAUGUCGUGGUCAUGUUGUUUAUUACGCUGCAGCUGUUGACUGUGAUUCUUUUUGUUUCUUGUUUUCUUGCUGCUUGUAAGCGCUUCAUUUCUAAACUGCGAUUGCGUUCGCUUCUACUUGCUCGUUCUUGUCUUGUUCUCCAAGCUCGCAUCCUUUACCUUCACGGUACAAAGCGUUCAUGACGGUGGGCUUGGCUUCAUCCCGAAUACUCUGAAGCAGCCACGUUUUAUUUAACUACACGCGGUAAUUGGAAGAAAUUCUACGCGGUGUAGAUGAUGUCACCCUGAAUCUAAAAAGCAAACCAUUACCGACGCUGAUCUGAUGAGAUUAAACUUUAGACUGCAAUUACUCUCUUCUCUCCCGACCACCCCCCUUUUUCAUUUUGGUUCAUCUCUUUUCUGUUCUCGCCUCUCCUCCUUAUCUAAAUUAAUCACCCCUUACAUCCUAAUGUCCAAACCAAUCUGACCAAAUGAGAUCUCACCAUCUGUUGUCUACAUACCUGAUACACACACAGAAACACAUCAUCAGUGUCAAAACUGGCAGUGUUUAUUGUAUCAUGUUUAUGCAACCUAAGAUAAAAGACUGUGGAUAACCAAA
Ictalurus punctatus (channel catfish) is the source of this 4058-nucleotide messenger RNA. RefSeq names its product ceramide synthase 2a (gene cers2a). Bases 505 to 1662 code for a protein of 385 amino acids. Lineage: Eukaryota; Metazoa; Chordata; Actinopteri; Siluriformes; Ictaluridae. The record is from RefSeq and is a predicted model, not a curated record. Gene Ontology annotation, cellular component: membrane. Gene Ontology annotation, biological process: ceramide biosynthetic process. The transcript has 11 exons. Gene Ontology annotation, molecular function: sphingosine N-acyltransferase activity; DNA binding.